AUGGAAGAUGAAAUGAUAGAUAUUGAAGACACAACAAAUGCUAUAGUUAUAGAGCCCCAAGUGAAUCAAGGGAAACCAAGGUUUAAGAUGGAGUUUGAUACGGAACAAGACGCAUACGAAUUUUAUAAUGCAUAUGGGGGUAGAGUUGGAUUUAGCAUCCAGAGGGAGUAUUUUAAUAAUAGCCGUAAAACUGGGAAACUUUUAACGAGAUUGUUUACUUGUUGCAAGGAGGGUGUUAGGAAGAAGGAUAGAAGGGACAAACAUAUAAAGACUCCGCGAGCUGAAACAAGAACUGGUUACGGUGCACGAAUGCAUAUUAAAUAUGAUGAAGCAAAGGGAAACGUCCUGGCCAUUGAUGUGGACUUGGCUUCAGAGUCAGGUAUUGCAGCUCAUAAUUCAUAUGAGUUAAUGGCAAGGCAAGCUGGUUGUAAAGAAUCAGUUGGAUACAUUAAGCUGAACCAACAAAAUUAUAUAAGGACCCGCAGACAGAAUGAGCUUCAAUAUGGUGAGGCAGCAUGGCUCACCAAUUAUUUUGUCACUCAUGCUUGUGAUGAUCCUUCAUUUUUCUAUGCCUUACAGUUGGAUGCUGAACAGAUGAUAACCAAUAUAUUCUGGGCAGAUCCUAAAAUGAUAACUGAUUAUGGCCAUUUUGGAGAUGUUGUAACUUUCGACACUACGUACAAACUUGUACAUGGCAACCGUCCCUUUGCAUUGUUUUGGGGUGUAAAUCAACACCGGGAGACGGCUGUAUUCGGGGCAUCAAUGUCCGGAAAGACACCAAAAACAAUUUUGACUGAUCAAGAUGCAGCAAUGGCGAAGGCUUUGAUGCAGCAUGUUGGGUUCUUGUUUAAACGUGAUGAACGCAUCAAAAAUGUGAUAUCUAAAUUAAUGUUCGAAAUUGAGGAGGAUGAACAAUUUAUGUCAGAAUGGGAUUCAAUGCUAAGGGUGUAUGAUCUUGUUGGUAACACAUGGCUUGAGCAUUUGUUUAGCUUGAGACAUAGAUGGGCCAUGGCAUUCGUUAAAUAUACGUGGUGUGCGGGAAUGCGCACUACGCAAUUGAGUGAAAGUUUCAAUGCUUGCUUGAAGGAAUGCUUAUCGAGGCAACUCAUUCUUCCUGAUUUCUUCACCCAUUUUGAUAGGCUGUUGUCGGAUAAGCGUUACAAGGAGUAUGAAGCCGAGUACCAUUUGCUGCAGAGGAUUCCUUGUAGUGACAUGGAUAACAAUGGACAACGUGUUUAUAAAGUUACUAGUCGUAAUGGCAUGCAACGUUCUGUGACUAGAACACUUGAGGAUGAAUUAUCUUGUUCAUGUGGUAAAUUUGAAAUGAAUGGAUUUUUGUGCAGUCAUAUUUUAAAAAUCCUUGAGGAUUGUAUGAACAUCACUGAAUUGCCAUCUCGAUAUAUAUUAAGAAGGUGGACUAGGAAAGCCAGAAAUCCUAAACUUGAGAAAGUGAAUGAUAGCAUGGUCUCCGAAGUGGGAGGUGGCAGUUGUAGUCAAACAUAUCUAUUAGUCGAUGGCAAUGAAAAUCUAGGUGAAUGUGUACAUCAUCAAUGUUAUAUGCCACCACCACCUAUAAUGCACAAUAGGCAUGCUUUCCAACCUCCGUAUAGCCCCGGUAUUCAUUUUCCGCAACCCAUUACUCCAUUAAGUAACCAGUUGUUUUCAUCUGAACUAUUUAGUACUCCUUCUUCGUAUGGCGAAUCGUGCACGGCUAAUUUGGGAAGUCAAAUGUUAAGUGCAAUUUGGCUUUGGUACUACCUCCAAAUGGGAACUGGGUUGUAUGGAUGA
Cornus florida is the source of this 1788-nucleotide messenger RNA. Its product is annotated as protein FAR1-RELATED SEQUENCE 5-like. Gene Ontology annotation, biological process: regulation of DNA-templated transcription. Gene Ontology annotation, molecular function: zinc ion binding. Lineage: Eukaryota; Viridiplantae; Streptophyta; Magnoliopsida; Cornales; Cornaceae. Bases 1 to 1788 code for a protein of 595 amino acids. The record is from RefSeq and is a predicted model, not a curated record. The transcript is spliced from 9 exons.